Messenger RNA from Centropristis striata (black sea bass), 1140 nucleotides. Its product is annotated as pancreatic secretory granule membrane major glycoprotein GP2. NCBI's taxonomy places the organism in Eukaryota, Metazoa, Chordata, Actinopteri, Perciformes, Serranidae. Gene Ontology annotation, cellular component: apical plasma membrane; cell surface. The transcript has 9 exons. The record is from RefSeq and is a predicted model, not a curated record. Gene Ontology annotation, biological process: neutrophil migration. The coding region runs from base 1 to 1140 and encodes 379 amino acids.
AUGGCACCUGCCAGUUUGGUUCUUGCCUGGUUACUGUUCACCAUGAGGAUGGUCACCUCGGCAGAGUAUCUGCAGCCUGAGGAGGAGGAGCUCAAUGAAACUGUCAUUUGUACAAACGACCAUAUGGAGGUCGUUAUUCCCAGUGCUUUUUUCCUCAACAAAGUGCCUCCAGUUUAUGUUUGGGAUUUGCAUCUAAAUGACCCAGAGUGCCGUGGCGUUGAGGUCGGGGAUGACUACGUUUUCAGCAUAAAGACCAACCUCUCUGACUGUGGAACGAUAAUGGCCUCAGACGACACACACAUCAUGUUCAUAAACACGAUACACAACAACGAUACAGAUGUUAUAACCAGAAACUACAUCAACAUAACGUUUGUAUGCCGCUACCCCAUCAACUACCUGGUCCAACAACCCAACGGUGAGAACAUGAUUAGAGUUGACGUCAGAACCAUCACUCUGAACACAGAGGACGGGAACUUCUCCGUGUCGAUGUUACUGUACAAAGAUGAGGCCUUUGAGGACCAAUGGACCACUGUGCCGUCACUGACGCUGGAUGACAACAUCUUUGUGAAAGUUUUUAUGAUACCGGCUCACCUGGCGCUGCGUACGGAGAGAUGCUGGGCUACACCAACCAGUGAUCCGUACAGCAACAUUCAGUACACCUUCAUCCGGGACAGCUGCCCGGUGCUGUCCAAUGAACAGACCCUGAGUGUGCUGAAGAACGGCCAGGGCCCGGAGGCCUUGUUCAGGAUACAAAUGUUCAAGUUUGUCGGCAGCUCUUACACCAACGUCUUCCUCCACUGCAACGUCCAGAUCUGCCACAACACCCCGGGGCUGUGCCAGCCUAACUGUUCUGGUGAAGGUGCAGAUGAACUGAUCAGGAUACGGAGAGACGUCCCUCUGUCCCAUACAGUGUCUUAUGGACCAAUCAGACGACUGCCAAACAACAGUGAAAAGCCCAAUCUGAAUGCAGGCGGAGUCCCCCCUGUGGAGACAUUUGUCCUCGGAGGGCUGCUGGUGGUCCUGCUGCUGAUCACAGGCGUGUUUGGGAGGCUGUGGCUUCGCUCCAGACGUUUCUACCCGGCGCGGGAGGCGCAGCUCACCCUGUCCAACAUUCACCACAUCUCAGAGGUGGCCUCGUGA